This is a messenger RNA of Tetrahymena thermophila SB210, 240 nucleotides long. RefSeq lists its product as hypothetical. The record is from RefSeq and is a predicted model, not a curated record. The transcript has a single exon. Lineage: Eukaryota; Ciliophora; Oligohymenophorea; Hymenostomatida; Tetrahymenidae.
AUGGUCAAAAGAUUGGUCUUGGAAGAUAAGAGGCCAAAGCAAAUAAACUGCCUAUAAAAGUUUUUAGACAGACAUAAUUAUCCUAUGUCUCCCAUUCACAGUCUUCCAGGUCCAGAUCAGGCUGAAGUGGGUAAAAUAUUUUAUGUGAGAAUUCAAUAUAUUAGAUAGUCAGAUACCACAUCAAUUUUCCUCCUUAUUUUAUCCAAAAUUUAGAUAAAUCAGAAUUUUUCAAACUAUUGA